AUGGAAACCGACUUUGGAUUGACCGAGUAUGCAAGCGCGCACACAAUCACUCCAGUUCCAUGCUUACUCAAGGAAAUGUACAGUGACUUCAUUGUACAGGAAAUUUUAGCUGACGGAACAGUUCUCCACAUCCCAUCCCCUGACGUCAUUUUGGAAAGCACUGGGACCAAAAAGAAAGAGAUCGAAAUAGACGCAACUGUCGAAAAACCAAGUUGCAUUUCAGAAGAGACUCUGGCUGCUCUCGAUGAACGAUUUUCUGCCAAAGGAGACCAAGUUUUGGUCAAAGUGGAGAAUCUGACAAAAGACGAGCGUAAAAGUAUUCAUCAAUUCAUCAGGGAACGAUAUUCAGGGAAAUUGAUCACAGAAACGAAAGACGAUGGAAUUUAUGUGUCUAACGGACAUACACAAACUACUCGGAAGCGUAAGAAUUGGGAUGAGAAUAUUCCAAAAGAAUGUCAUUUUACUAUGUGCAAGGAGAAUAAAGAAACCACGUUUGCUUGCCAAUUAAUUGCCAAGUUUUUGAAUGUCGGACCAAACAACAUCAAAACUCACGGAAUCAAAGACAAACGAGGAGUGACCGCACAACGAGUUAGUGUGACUCAAGUUCUGGAGAGUACUGUUCUUGAUCUGAAUUCAAAACUUCGUGGCAUCAGAGUCUUCGGAUGCGAAUAUAAGCACGAACCGGUUAAGACUGGAGCUCACUGGGGAAAUCGAUUCAGUAUCGUUUUGAGAGAAUUGGCUAAUGAUUCGGAGCCUCUGCUUCAUGAGAGAUUGGAAACUUUUCAGAAUACUGGUUUUGUGAAUUAUUUCGGAACCCAAAGAUUCGGUUCGCGAAGUUCGACGACGGCGGAAAUCGGCUUAGCAAUUGUGAAAAGAGAAUGGGAGCGUGCUGUAAAGAUGAUCAUGUCGAAUGCGAUGCCAGGUCAUUUGGAGUACGGAUUAGUCGGGCAUGCAGCGAGAUGCUUCAAUCAAACUGGUGAUGCUAAAAAAGCGUUCGGAAAGCUCAGAGGCGCUCAGGCAUUCGCUACAAUUGAAGGACACAUUUUGAAAUGUCUUUCACGUGGUGGCACGUGGCAAAAGUGUAUCACAGAGGCGAUUCCAGUGCAAAGUCGCAGUCUCUAUGUUCAUGCUUAUCAAAGUCUCCUUUGGAAUAAAGUGGCUUCUCGGAGAGUGAAAGAAAUUGGUACACGUGUUCAUGAGAGUGAUGUAGGAGCUGAUGGAACACCAUUGGGAGAACACGCUACUCAUUACGAUAUCCAUAUCCCGCUCCCAGGAGAGAACGAAGCGUUUGCAAAUACCUAUGGUGCGAAAUGGAUCAGUGAGAUUCUUGAGGAAGAUGGACUCACUCAAGCCAGUUUCACUUCGUUGCAAGACAAAUUCUCCCUCGGCGAGUCUUCUCGCUCUCUAUUUGUCGAAGCGAAAGAUCUCAAAUGGAAGUUUAUCCACUAUUCACAACCACGAACUCUUCUUCAAGACGGCCUUCAAACACGGGCGGUUCCAGAAUCAGAACAAAAAGGACCUCUUCUUGCGCUCCAAAUUCAGUUCAGUCUGGUUUCUGGUUCAUAUGCUACUGUUGCUCUACGAGAAGUGACAGGUAGUGAUAUGGGAAAGAAAUCUAUGCGAAAUGCCUCGUUGAAAUCACAAGAAGAGGAGAGUGAUAAAGUAAAAGAAGAAGUGAAAGAAGAGGAGGAAGAAAGUGCAGAGAGUGAAGAGAGACAAGAAGAAGAAGUAGCCGCCUCUUCUGAAUAA
Messenger RNA from Caenorhabditis remanei, 1749 nucleotides. RefSeq lists its product as uncharacterized. Gene Ontology annotation, cellular component: nucleus. The transcript has 5 exons. Gene Ontology annotation, biological process: pseudouridine synthesis. Gene Ontology annotation, molecular function: RNA binding; pseudouridine synthase activity. Lineage: Eukaryota; Metazoa; Nematoda; Chromadorea; Rhabditida; Rhabditidae. The record is from RefSeq and is a predicted model, not a curated record. Bases 1 to 1749 code for a protein of 582 amino acids.